AGGUAGGCUUGCAUUCUUCUAUCUGAUUUGGUAUUUAUUAUUUCAACGCUCAGAAUUGGCUACCACUCGUCAGUACCACUCGUCAGAAGCCUCAACUGAACUUUCGUGGUAGGCAUACAUCUAUGGCGGGUGUUCCAAGUUCGCUCCACGAGUCGAUCGUGAUUGUCGGUGCCGGUGUAUUCGGACUGUCGACGGCCCUGGCAUUGAAGGAACGUGGCUAUUCAGAUAUUACGAUUCUGGAUCGAGAACUACCACCGGUCCGUGAUGGAAGCAGUACUGAUAUCUCCCGGAUCAUCCGGUCGGACUAUCUAGACCCGUUCUACUCGAGGUUGGCCACAGAAGCGAUCGAAUCAUGGAAAUCAUCCAAUCUGUUCAAGCCACACUAUCAUCCGAGCGGAUACAUGCUCACCACGGAGGUAAAAGAGGAUAUAUAUCUCGAAAAGAACAAAGAGAUCCUCCGCGGUCAGAAGCAGACCUAUCGUGAACUAAAUGAUGUGGCAGCAUUGAAGCAGAUGAUACCAGGCGAAGAUCUCAAAGAUCUCAAGUAUGGAUACGUCAACACAAAUGCCGGCUGGGCCGAUGCUGCUGGAGCAAUACGAGCACUCGCAACGCAUCUUGCUGGUUUGGGGGUAAGCUUCAUCACUGGUCCUCGCGGGACGUUGCAAUCUUUGAUUGUGGAUGAUACCGGCAAGAAAGUACUCGGUGUGAACGUGGCACAAGGCUCCCCAAUCCAUGCGUCGAGGGUGAUCCUUGCGACAGGUGCCUGGACGGCUCGAUAUUUGGACGACCUCGAUUAUCACAUUACCGGAUCAGCACAGCCCCUUGGAUUCAUCCAACUCACGCCCGAGGAAGGCCGGAGACUCGCCAAUAUUCCCGUCUCCAUCAACACAACCUCGGGCGUCUUCCUCUUCCCGCCCAGCCCUGGAGACAACCUGCUCAAAGUCGCUUACCAUGGCCACGGGUUCGAAAUUGAGACAUCUGCAGCACAUGGUGAUACUGGCAAAGAUGGCGUGAAUCUGAGGGUGAUUUCGGUACCCCAGCGUGACGCCAACAAUGCUGCCUCAAAGUUUUUCCCCGAGGAUGCCGACAAAUAUUUGCGAGCUGGACUGAGACAACUCAUUCCUAGCAUUGCCGAUAGACCUUGGGUCAAGACUCGCUUGUGCUGGUACACGGAAACUCCUAAGGGCGAUUUCAUUGCUGACUAUCACCACACUCUCUCGGGAUUGUUCAUCGCCACUGGGGGCUCAGGACAUGGCUUCAAAUUCCUGCCUGUACUAGGUCGAUACAUUGCUGAUUGCUUCGAGCGCACGGCUGUGUCGGACGUAAGACAGAGAUGGAAGCUGCCGAAACCGAGUCCUCAAAAGGAAAAGUUGCAGGUGAAUGAUGGGAGCCGUCGUGGCCCUCCACGGCGGAUGCUUCGAAGGGAGGAGCAACUUCGAGCAAAUCUGUAGACGGGGCCAGCAAGGAUGUCCAGGGCGGGAUUGAGUCAAACAGGAACCAGCUCGUACACCAUAACGAUGAGCAGUUCGGUGAAGAACGCGUAACGCGUCAUUGUCUAUACCACCCAGAUCCGUCCUGUUGUGAAGGAUUUCCAUCGCUAGUGUCGAUGUUGAAAGGAGUGAAGAGAUCAUCGAGGAAUAUGUCAAAGCCUCCGGUCCCUGCAAAAUGGAAAGGAUCUUCAGCCGUCGCAUCUACCUCGACGGGAAAGGUCCCGUUCGCUGCUUGGAUAGGUGCGGAUGU
Exophiala viscosa is the source of this 1740-nucleotide messenger RNA. Its product is annotated as FAD dependent oxidoreductase. The coding region runs from base 123 to 1451 and encodes 442 amino acids. The transcript has 2 exons. The record is from RefSeq and is a predicted model, not a curated record. Gene Ontology annotation, molecular function: proline dehydrogenase activity; sarcosine oxidase activity; flavin adenine dinucleotide binding. NCBI's taxonomy places the organism in Eukaryota, Fungi, Ascomycota, Eurotiomycetes, Chaetothyriales, Herpotrichiellaceae.